AUGAGCUCUCUUCCCUGGUGCUGCCAACCAAGGUGCAAGCCAUCUCCUACUCAGCAUCAGACCAAAUGUAGAUUCCUCCUAAAGCCCAAGAUAGUCAAAAAGAGGACCAAGAAGUUCAUCUGGCACCAGUCAGACAGACAGGUCCAAGUUAAGUGUAGCUGGUGGAGACCCAGAGGUAUUGAUGACAAGGUGCAGAGAAGAUUUAAGGGCCAGAUGUUGAUGCCCAACUUUGGUUAUGGAGGCAACAAGAAAACAAAACACGUGCUGCCUAGUGCCUUCCGGAAGUUCCUGGUCCACACUGUCAAGGAGCCGCAAGUGUUGCUGAUGUGUAGCAAAUCUUGCUGCACUGAGAUUGUUCACCAUGUCUCUUCCAAGAACUCCAAAGCUGUCUUGGAAAGAGCAGCCCAUCUGGCCAUCAGGGUAAACAAUCCCAAUGCCAGGCUGUGCAGCAAAGAAAAUGAAUAG
Messenger RNA from Pongo pygmaeus (Bornean orangutan), 465 nucleotides. Its product is annotated as large ribosomal subunit protein eL32-like. Gene Ontology annotation, cellular component: ribosome; cytosolic large ribosomal subunit. Lineage: Eukaryota; Metazoa; Chordata; Mammalia; Primates; Hominidae. Gene Ontology annotation, molecular function: structural constituent of ribosome. The record is from RefSeq and is a predicted model, not a curated record. Gene Ontology annotation, biological process: translation. Bases 1 to 465 code for a protein of 154 amino acids. The transcript has a single exon.